Molecule: messenger RNA, 1335 nt
Organism: Pestalotiopsis fici W106-1
Lineage: Eukaryota; Fungi; Ascomycota; Sordariomycetes; Amphisphaeriales; Sporocadaceae
Exons: 2
Coding region: 1-1335 (444 amino acids)
Molecular function (GO): FAD binding
Source: RefSeq, a predicted model, not a curated record
AUGGCCAAUACCGAUUUCAAAGUCAUUAUAGUCGGCGGCGGCCCAGUGGGGCUCACUGCAGCCCACGCAUUGUCGCACGCCGGCAUCGACUUUGUCGUCUUGGAAGGAAGAGAGGACAUGUUUUUGGAUUCGGGGGCCAGUUUGGUUCUCAACCCUGCGAGCUUGAGGGUCAUGCAACAGCUGGGGCUCUUGCCUAGCCUCAAGGCCAUUGGUGCUGAGAUGCACCACAUCAAGGGGUAUGACCUGGAGGGGAAUACCUUUGAAGAUCACUACGGAUUCAACAUGGUCAAGACAAAUUUGGGGAUUGGUCCAUUUGCCUUUCACCGCAGUCAAUUGAUUGAAGCCAUCUACAAUGGUCUUUCGGCAACCGCCAAAGAGAAAGUGUUGGCAGGCAAGAGAGUGAUGGAUAUCGAGACCAAGUCGGACGGCGUCCGGGUCCACUGCAGCGACGGUUCCGUCCAUGAAGGCUCCAUUGUCAUUGGCGCCGACGGCGUGCACAGCCGGACCCGUCGCGCCAUGCGAAAGCUCGCCUUGGAAGAGGACCCCCUCCGCGAAUGGGAUGCCGAGACACCCUUUCUCACAUCCUACAAGUGCGUGUGGUGCAGCUUUCCGCGGCCAGAUGGAUCAGUACCGGGCGAUGGCUUCAACACGCACAAUACCGACAAGUCGACCAUGUACAUCUCUGGCCACGACCGGAGCUGGAUCUUCCUGUACGAGAAAUUGCCAGAGCCGACGCGGGAGCGACGCUCAUACUCGGAAAAGGAGGCCGAAGACUUUGCAGCCACCUUUGCCGACUAUCCCAUCACCGACACGCUCAAGGUCAAGGAUGCACUGCCGAAUCGCAUGACGGCAGGCAUGGCCAAUCUCGAAGAGGGCGUACUGAAGCACUGGAGCUGGGGCCGCAUCGUAUUAGCGGGAGAUGCUUGCCACAAGUUUACCCCCAAUGCCGGGCUUGGCUUCAACAAUGGUGUUCAGGACAUUGUCGUCCUCUGCAAUCGUUUGCAGGCGGCACAAUCAGAUGCUCCCUUGGAUGCGGACGCCUUGACCAAGAUAUUCAAGGAUUAUCAGACUGAGCGCAUCGCUUUUGUCACAGGUGAUGAAAGUAGAUCGGCCCACAUCACACGCUUCCACGCCUGGUCCGACCGUAUUCACUAUUUCAUCUCUCGAUUCAUUCUCCCUUUUCACUUUGUUCAGAGGCUGUUGCUCAAUUACCUCACGCGGAAGGUGGCUAGUACAGCCUUGGUGCUCGAUUACGUGUCUGCCGAGGAAUCCUUUGUCGGUAUUUUCCCUUGGUUACAUAAAAUGCCAAAGUACGUCUCGCGGAAAUUGGCUUAA